GGCUCCAGGACGGGCCGUCAGUGCCGGUCGGAGCCGGGCUGGGACGGGACGGUCGGGGCUGGGACGCGAUGCGAGCGGAGCCGGGGCUGGUGUAUCUGGUGACCGGGGGCUGCGGCUUCCUCGGCCGCCACCUGGUGCGGCUGCUGGCCCGGAGGGAGCGGCAGGUCGCCGAGAUCCGCGUCUUCGACCUGAGGGGGGACCCGGAGCUGUGCUCCCUCAGCACUGAGGCGUUGCAGGUGAAGUUGAUCCAGGGGGACAUUGCUGACGCAGGAAGUGUCACUGAGGCGGCGCGUGGCGUCGAUCUGGUCAUCCACACCGCAGGUCUGGUGGACGUCUGGCAGACAAACACCGCGGAGAGGAUCUGGGCCGUGAACUGCCAGGGGACAAUUAACGUUCUCAAUGCCUGCAAGGAGUUGGGCAUCAGGUAUCUCCUGUACACCAGCAGCAUGGAGGUUGUCGGACCAAACAUGGAUCGGGACCAUUUCAUCAGGGGCAACGAGGACACCAAGUACAACAUCCAAAACGUGGGCCCGUACGCACAGAGCAAGGCAAAGGCGGAGAAGCUCGUCCUCAGUGCCAAUGGGGAGAAGGUGGCGAGCGGGGGGACCCUGGUGACCUGCUCCCUCCGUCCCACCGGCAUCUACGGAGAGGACAAUCCCAUCAUGGAGAAGUUAUACCACAGUCUGAUGGCGUUCGGCGGCCGGAGGUUGCGGCUGGCGGGGAGGGAGGUGGAGCACGGACGAGUCUACGUGGGGAACGUGGCCUGGAUGCACCUCCUGGCAGCUCGCGCCCUCCACCGCACUCCGGACGUCCUGGGUGGACAGGUUUACUUCUGUUACGAUGACUCGCCGUACCUGAGCUACGAGGACUUCGACUCCCUGAUACUGGGACCCGUCGGGAUCCGGAUGGUGGGGCGGACCCCCGUGCUGCCUUACUGGGCUCUCUACCUGCUGGCCCUGCUCUGCGAGGGCCUGGCGCUCGCACUGCGGCAGACCGGGGCCAUCUUCAACCGCUACACGCUGGCCAUGAUCACGACCGCCUUCAGCGUCCGCACCAACAAGGCCUCCCGACACUUUGGCUACAGCCCGCUGGUGCCCUGGGCUCAGAGCUGGGCCCGGACCCAGGCCUGGGUCCAGAGCCUGGCUGGGAGGGACGCCAGGGGGCCGGGAGCGGGACGGACGCCUCCGGCCGACUAGGCCCUGAACCUCUUGGCCUCCUGGCUCUUGACCUCCGCCCUGCUCUCGGGUUGGUCUGCUGCCCCAAAACUGCAUCAACCCCCUCCCCCAAACCUGCCUCCCCCCCUCUGCCCCACAACAUUGUGCCAAUGUGAUUAAACUGGUGAUUAAAAUGGUAAA
Molecule: messenger RNA, 1355 nt
Organism: Pristis pectinata (smalltooth sawfish)
Lineage: Eukaryota; Metazoa; Chordata; Chondrichthyes; Rhinopristiformes; Pristidae
Gene: hsd3b7
Product: hydroxy-delta-5-steroid dehydrogenase, 3 beta- and steroid delta-isomerase
Exons: 6
Coding region: 69-1196 (375 amino acids)
Biological process (GO): steroid biosynthetic process
Molecular function (GO): 3-beta-hydroxy-Delta5-steroid dehydrogenase (NAD+) activity
Source: RefSeq, a predicted model, not a curated record